Molecule: messenger RNA, 5218 nt
Organism: Bicyclus anynana (squinting bush brown)
Lineage: Eukaryota; Metazoa; Arthropoda; Insecta; Lepidoptera; Nymphalidae
Biological process (GO): regulation of transcription by RNA polymerase II
Cellular component (GO): nucleus
Molecular function (GO): RNA polymerase II cis-regulatory region sequence-specific DNA binding; DNA-binding transcription factor activity, RNA polymerase II-specific; zinc ion binding
Source: RefSeq, a predicted model, not a curated record
GCUCACAACCCACUUGUUUUAUAAAGAAACUUUUUAUUAAUUCCUGUGGGCCGCUGAGUGUCAGUAAGAUGUUUUGAGGUUAGGCUGUGAGUCGAUAUACGCUUUUGUGACUGGGAACCGGUGUUUUAGUGUGUUGGUGACUGUGUUAUGGAGGUUUGCGAGUGUUUACGAAGAUUUCAGAUGUUGUUUUGAAGUGUUUCGAGCGUGACGUUUCCCGGAUGAUGCUCUUGUGAUUUGUGUUUACUUCAGCAAACGCAGGGGGGACGCUACGAUCACUUCUUGACCUUGUCUAUGAACCGGACGUGCGGAUCAGUGACAGAAUGUCACGCAAGGCACGGGAAAGUUACACCAUACGUCACUUGCUGCAGUUACCCAACGCACGGUCAUCGCCGGCUCCACACCCUCCCGCACCGUCCAUCAAGAAUCAAGAAGAAGAAGUACAAAUAACGCACAAAUUAUUCCGUCCAUCUACUUCAAUAUCGACGGCGCCGUUGAAUACGCACACGACGCUGUCACACAUAAACAAAAGGCGACUGGAGUUCGGCGUAGAUAUAGAAGCUUUCAGAGUAAACGAUAGAAGACUUGAUCGCGUGGACGACGCGUCCAUGGAGGAAGAAGCUACCAAGCGGCGAAGACGACUACUGGACGACGACAGAAGAGACGAAAUCGAUUCCUACCAUAGAAACUUCACCGUACACAGGCCUAACAUCCUACGUCACCCCGGUGAAGACGCAGAAUCUCUUUUACAACGAACACAAAAUGCACUAAAAUCCCUUAGCAAUUGGCCCCCCGAGACUCUAUCGAACGGUGAUGAAAACGAAGACGCCAACGACUUCGACAAUCUUUUCAACGAUAGACGUUCAGAUAAAAUGUUACCGUCCUCUCCUUCACAGUCAUCAGAGAGCGCACAUUCGCAAAGAAGUUUCUCGAGACAAGAAAACGACGAAUCUAAAUCUCAUCCAUGCGAUAGAAUAGAAAACGUCGAAGUUCCUUACCGAGACCCAAAAAUGGAAAGAGAAAAUAGUAUAGAAUACAACUACGAUAGAGAAGAUAAAACACAGAAUCACUACGACACACCUAAUUUUGAUGAAUUAGUAGAUAAUUCUUCCAACGAUCUAGAAAUCGAUAUGUCUGAAGAUGAACGGGAAAGUAAAAGAAGAAAGGGAGAAAUAAUCACAGUAAACAAACAGUCACUAUACAACGCGUACAAGGCUGCAACAGCUUCAUUGCCUUACUCGACCCAGUCCGCAUUCAAGCCUCCAGCGGAAGUGAAGCACAAAAUACAUGGAUCGUCAUUUCCCAGUGAACCAUUUGGGGGUUACUCGAAUGAUCACGAAAAGAGCUCACUGCAUAAGGUCUCGAAACAGUACACCGUGUUACAGCCCGCCGGCUUGGGGUCUCGAGCCGCCACGGCACUGCAGGAAGCUCGCACGGUGCCGUCGACCCAGCCCGCGCGAGACUCACGGCCUCUCAAUGCACUCUCUCCGCCCGUCUCCAGAGAAGGCAACAAGUGUCCAACUCCGGGCUGCAAUGGGCAGGGCCACGUCACUGGCCUGUAUACGCACCACCGCAGUCUGUCAGGAUGUCCAAGAAAGGAUAAAGUCACACCUGAGAUUUUGGCGUUGCACGAGACAAUCCUAAAGUGUCCAACACCGGGCUGCAACGGUCGCGGGCACGUCAGCUCCAACCGGAGCACGCACCGCUCGCUGUCGGGCUGCCCUACCGCGGCCGCGAGGAAAGCUGCCGCCCGCUCGCAGAGGGGCCGACCACCAGUUCAGCUGCAAGCUAUAGCGCCGGCGCCCGUGUCGGUGUCGGUGUCAGUAUCGGCGCCCCCGGAGCGCGCGCGGCCGGCGGAGGCGCCGCGCACGCCGCCCGUGAAGCGCGAAGCCCCCGAGCUGCUGGUGCCCAAGCGAGAGGCGGCCGAGCCCGAGCGCGACUCCCCCGGCAUGGAGACGCGCCACGCCGGCUACGGCGCGCCGCCCGACCAGCGCUCGCCCUACGAGCGCCCGCCCGACGACCACGUGCGCUCCUACAGUCAAAUGAAUGAAACUCGAUACGGCUACGAGUCUCGCUGCUACGAAGGCGCGCCGGCCUUCGAGCGGUACGACCCGGCGCAGUGUCCGCAGCGGCCCUACGGGUGGGAGGAGGAACGGUACCACGACCCCCAUCUGCCCACGCCCAUGAAAACUGACCAGUCCGAGCAAGAAGCCAGUACCGGCCCCAUUUACCCUAGACCGAUGUACCAUUACGAAGCUGGUGGAGUAGGCGGCGUGGCGGGCGUGAGCGCCAUGGGCCCCGGCGUACCCCCCGGCUUCUCGGCGAUCAAUCUGUCGGUGAAGAUCGCUGCGGCCCAGGCGCAGCGGCCGCGGAGCCCGACGCCGAGGGAUCCCAGAGACCCUCGCCCGGCCAUAGAUCUCUCUACGUCUAACGGUAGUCCACAGGGUCCAUACGCAUCACCGGUGUACACGAGCGCCGGGGGCGGGAGUGCGGGGGGCCCCCGGGGCAGCCCGCAGCCCGGCGCGUCGCCGCAGCUCACGGCCAGUCCGCAGGUCCCGAGCCCGCAAGGCCAGACCCUCGACCUUAGCGUGUCCCGUUUACCACAUAGUCGAAGUUUUCCUGGCGGAGUGUCGUAUAGUCGAGAAUCAACGCCAGACAGCGGCGGCAGCCAUCCAUAUUUAGAAGCAUACCAUAGAGACACUGCUGGUUACGGCGGUGUCAGCCCUCAUCCAGUGGCGGGCUACGGCCUAGCGCAGCCGGACUACGCGGCAGCGGCGGCCGCGGCGGGCUACGGCGGCUACCAGUACCAGUGCGGCGCCUACCCCCCGCCGCCCGCCUACCCGCCGCACGCGCCGCCCUACUCGCCGCCCUGCUACAUGCCGCCGCCGCACGCGCCGCACGACAAGCCCAAGGAUAGCAGUCUGUCCGGGUGUCCGCGCGCCGACCGCUCGCAGCUGCAGCCUCACUCGCAGGAGCUGAAGUGUCCGACGCCCGGCUGCGACGGGUCAGGGCACGUCACCGGCAACUACUCGUCGCACCGGUCGCUGUCCGGCUGUCCUAGAGCGAACAAACCGAAGAGCAAGCCGAGAGAUGGACAGGACUCGGAGCCUCUCAGAUGCCCAAUACCGGGCUGUGAUGGUUCUGGACAUGCUACUGGGAAAUUCUUAUCACAUCGAAGCGCUUCCGGGUGUCCGAUUGCGAAUCGCAACAAAAUGCGAGUCCUAGAAAGCGGCGGAACAGUGGAACAACACAAAGCAGCCGUGGCGGCAGCAGCAUCCGCUAUCAAAUUUGACGGUGUGAACUGUCCGACACCAGGGUGCGAUGGAUCCGGACAUUUGAAUGGCUCUUUCCUGACACAUCGCUCGCUGUCCGGCUGUCCGAUCGCAGGAGCCGCAACACCCACACCACCAAAGAAACCCAAAUAUCCUGACGACAUCACGCCAUUAUACCCUAAAUCAUAUUCAGGUACAGAUAUAACCAUGCAGACUGGAAACGGUGAAGAUCUUAUGACUUUGGAGCAAGAAAUAACCGAGCUGCAACGUGAGAAUGCUAAAGUAGAAUCGCAAAUGAUCCGUCUAAAAUCCGACAUCAAUGCAAUGGAAUCACAACUUAGCCAUGGCGAAAGAGAGAACCAGCAAAUGCAUCACAGCAACAAUAAUUUCCACGAGUAUUACAAGGGGCUAUGUAAUAACGUGAUAACUUUAUUGGAAACCGUCCGGCUCCCUGGUGGAGGCACCGCUCCUGCGCCCACUGCUCUAGGAACACCUGGGGCGCCCCCGGCCCCAGGACCCGGGGAAAAACCUCCCUAUGACAACUUUGAUUCAUAUCUGACCAAACUGCAAACACUUUGCUCUCCUGAUGGCUACUGUCCCGAUGAGAAUCGGCCAAUCUACGAAACAGUGAAAAAUGCACUUCAGGACUUCACAGUGCUUCCCACGCCUAUUUAAGUGUCACCCAGCGCCGCCGAAAACGAGAGACAGUGAUUUCGUAAGCCAACAUAAACUCGGCGGAGCUUAUUUCGAAAUGGAAACGCUUCUGUGAGUGCGAUGUAAUAUAAACAAUUUAGUAAAGCUAUUUACCAAAGACUGUUGACAUAAAAUAUGUCAAAUCGAAUACAGUGAACGAUAAAAAUCUAGUUGUGUACAGUGUAUCGCCCGCGCGAAGGGUCCUUCGGACGUUAUGUGUUCUAAUUAGAUAAUGAUGUCUAUUUUAUAAACCGUUGUAUACGAUGGGUGACUUUUGUGAGUCAUCGCGUUAAAUCUCGAAAAGUUCGAGUAAUUAUCAUUAAGGCGAACUUAAAUUUAAAUGAAUUUUAAACACUGUUACUCGUAUUAUGCUUAUAGUAAGUUUACAUUAGGGAAAGUUUAUACAAUUGUAUUAAGCGAUUUUAGACCCAUAAAACACACCAAGAUGGAUAUUAUGUGUAAAUAUGUAUGUAACCCAUUUAAUUAGAUUAUUUUAUAGACACCGGAUUACAGGCCAAAGUAGCCGGUGUUUAGUGAAAAAUGUAAGGUCAUUUUACCGAACAAAGAAACUUAAAUAGCAAAUAAGAAUGUUAUACCUACUGCGUUUAUGUUCAUACUGGGUAUGUGCCAAAUGCUUCCGCAGGAGCACCCGAUCACUGACGUAUUAAGACUAUUAUUGGUAUAGGAGACAAUGAAACGAAAAUUAAAAGAAACUUAUAGAAGACUCUAGUCACUUUGUAAAUAAAUUGUGAAUACAUAGUUGUCACGUCGUGAGGACGUUAAUAUUUAUAUUAGAGAAUAAAGCGAUCUCAAUAGAUCAUGUAAGUUAAAUAAUUCAGUCAUUAAUUAAUAACCAAUUUAGUGAUAAAUUAAUAAUUUCUUUGUUAGCCAAUGUUCACUUGCUGUGAUUAUGUUACAUGUUAUUUAUUGUUACCUUUGAGGAUGUGAUAGCUCAAAUGAGAAGGGUUAGCGUUAUUUUGCUAUGUAUAAUUUGAUGUGCUUCUCGUAAAAUGUGCAAUUAUUGUUUAUUACUUAUUUAUAUUUAAUGUCGAUGCGUAAUGUUUACGUUGUAAAAUACCUAUGUGAAUUCACUGAAAUUAUUUCUGGAAAUCGCAUCGCGUACACUGAUCGAUAAUUAUAUACGCAUUUAAAUAUUAAACCUAUUACUAUGUUACUAAUCUGAUUGUCAUAUACGUUUCUGUAAAAUAUUGAGUAUGUGUUGUUAAAAAGAAUAAAAAUAAAUACCGAGAUAAUAA